Penicillium digitatum Pd1 is the source of this 4053-nucleotide messenger RNA. The record is from RefSeq and is a predicted model, not a curated record. Lineage: Eukaryota; Fungi; Ascomycota; Eurotiomycetes; Eurotiales; Aspergillaceae.
AUGUCUUACUCCUCAAUGGCAGUACGAUUCUUCACAACCCCCAAACCAUUUAGUGAUCCCAUGGAUGCCGAUACAAGCAAAAAGUGCGGGUCCAACCCCCAAGCUCACACGGUCAUGAGACCAAAUGUUUCUACUGAACAGCCUUCCUCUGAGGUUGCGGAGUUCCACACGCCUAAGAGCCAGGGCUUGACUUUUGCAAACCAGGAUUCGCUGCCUAAGCUUCCUAUUCCCGAGCUGGAGGAUACUUGUCGCAGGUACAUAGAUACUCUGCAGGGCUUGCAGAGCCCGCGUGAUCAUGAAGAGACCAGGGCCGCUGUCCGAGACUUUUUAAAGAAUGAUGGUCCACUUUUGCAAGAACGGCUUAAAACAUAUGCUGGUUCAAAGACGAGCUAUAUUGAGCAGUUUUGGUAUGAUUCCUACUUGAACUUCGAUAAUCCUGUUGUUUUGAAUCUUAAUCCAUUUUUCCUUCUGGAGGACGACCCAACUCCCGCCAGAAAUCAUCAGGUGACUCGAGCUGCAUCACUGGCAAUUUCUGCAUUGGCAUUUGUUCGAGCUGUGCGUCGAGAGGAGCUACCUCCUGAUACUGUGCGAGGAACGCCUCUUUGCAUGUAUCAAUACUCGCGCCUUUUUGGAACGGCACGUCUGCCUACUGAUAAUGGCUGUGUUAUUAGCCAGGACCCCUCGGCUAAACACAUGGUUGUUAUGUGUCGGGGGCAGUUCUACUGGUUUGAUGUCUUGGAUGACAAUAGUGAUUUGAUUAUGACAGAGAAGGAUAUCUCACUUAACCUGCAAGUCAUUGUUGAGGAUGCGGCUCAAACUCCUCUUCACGAGGCCGCCAAGGGUGCUUUGGGUGUACUCAGCACCGAGAACCGUAAAGUCUGGUCGGGGUUACGCGAUAUCAUGACCAGAGAUUCCAGAUCUAAUAACGCGGAGUGUUUGAACAUUGUCGACACGGCCCUUUUUGUCCUAUGUCUAGACGGCACAGAGCCAUCCACUACAUCCGAGCUUUGUGCAAACAUGCUUUGUGGCACAAGCGAAGUCGUCAAGGGUGUCCAGGUUGGAACCUGCACCAAUCGGUGGUAUGAUAAGCUGCAAAUCAUCGUCUGCAAGAACGGCAGUGCAGGCAUCAACUUCGAGCAUACCGGUGUGGAUGGCCACACGGUGCUACGCUUUGCCAGCGAUGUGUACACCGACACUAUCCUCCGCUUUGCAAGGACAAUCAACGGCCAAUCCCCAAGCCUUUGGGCAACCAGCAGCCCCGACCCAGUGAAGCGUGACCCUCAAAGUUUCGGAAACGUCAGCACGACACCGCGCAAACUAGAAUGGGAUAUGACACCCGAACUUAACAUCGCGCUCCGCUUCGCCGAAUCCCACCUUUCCGACCUGCUCUGCCAACACGAAUUCCAAGUCCUAGACUUUGAAGGCUUUGGCAAAAACUUCAUAACCUCAAUGGGCUUCUCUCCAGAUGCAUUCAUCCAGAUGGCCUUCCAGGCCGCCUACUAUGGCCUGUAUGGCCGAGUCGAGAACACCUACGAACCAGCCAUGACAAAGAUGUUCCUACACGGACGCACUGAAGCGAUACGCACCGUAACGCCCGAAUGCAUAGACUUUGUCACAGCAUUUUGGGAUGAGAACGCGGCCGAACAAAAGGUCGACGCUCUCCGCAUCGCUUGCAAAAAGCAUACAGAUGCCACCAAGGAAUGUUCAAAGGGCCAAGGCCCAGACCGCCACCUCUACGCCCUCUACUGCCUCUGGCAGCGUUCCUUUGACGAAGGCCUUUUCCCAGACACCAGCUCAACAGGCGGAUACUCCAGUCCUGGUGAAACGCAAUCUCAAACCCAAAGCCAGGGUCCCGAAUCACUAAAACUCUCUUCUUCCCCUUCAGACGAUGGCCUCUCUUCACCGGCAAGCAGCGCGCGCGCCUACCGUACAAUGUCCGCGCCCACGCCCGCGAUCUUCGCCGAUGCCGGCUGGGACAAGAUCAACAACUCCGUGCUGUCGACCUCGAACUGCGGAAACCCGUGUCUGCGGCACUUCGGCUUCGGGCCCACAUCCGCUGACGGCUUCGGUAUCGGCUACAUCAUCAAGGAUGACUCGAUCUCAAUCUGCGCGAGCUCCAAGCACAGACAGACAUCACGUCUUAUGCACACGCUUGAGUCGUAUCUGUUUGAAAUUCGCAAGUUGUUGCGUGCGACGAAUCGCAAGGCGACAAGUCCACGCACUAGUCGGGCGAGAGAGACUGAGGCACUUGCGGAACGGUUGCAGUCGGAGUCACAUCGGCGUGGUCGACUUGUAAGAGGUGGGGGUGCUCAGGGUGCUGAUACGCCUACUUCCGCUGCUGAUAGUGGCUUUACGGAGGAUGAUGGAAUGGGAGGAUAUGGCUUCUUUGAUGCCGGAAUGCUUCUUCAUGCACUCAAAGGCCUUGAUGUGGAACGGGAACAACGCGGCGAGAAGCCUGCUAGGCGGAGGGCUCAAGAGCGGGCAACACCCGAUGCAUCCGCGAUCUAUGUCCCAGGAAAUCAAACAGCCAAAGCCAUCGAAGAAGCCAUUGAAGCGGAAAUCCCGCUCGUUGUGGCGGUGGCGGAAUAUGUGCCAAUCCACGAUAUCCUUCGGAUCCAUUCUACGCUUCAAACGCAAUCCAAAACCCGUCUGGUAGGUGCAAACUGCCCAGGCAUUAUAUCCGCCAUUGGAAAAUGCCGAAUCGGCUUUCAGCCAUUGCCUUGCUUCGCGCCGGGCAAUGUCGGUAUCGUGGCUAAGUCUGGGACAUUGAGCUUUGAGACUGUUGCGUCAACAAGUCGGGCUGGGCUUGGUCAGAGUCUUUGUAUUAGUAUGGGUGGCGAUGUGUUGGCUGGCACAAACUUUAUCGAUGCCCUGAAUCUCUUUGAGAAUGAUCCUGAGACUCAGGGUAUUAUCCUGGUUGGUGAAGUUGGGGAAACGGCGGAGAUGGAUGCUGCUGAGUGGAUCAAGGACUAUCGACGGAGGGACUGUGGAUCCCAAGUAAGUUAUCGUUCCUUUUACUUGAUUGGUUUUGUGGGCUUUUGGAGGGCAAUUGUGACAUUGGAUAGGCCUAUUAUGGCCCUUGUUGCGGGGUUGGAAGCACCACCUGGACGGAUUAUGGGACAUGCCGGUGCCUGGGCUGCGCCUGGGGAACCAGAUGUGGAAACUAAAUAUCAAGCGCUGGAACGUGCUGGCACGGUCAUGGUUAACCAUCCCGAGAAGUUCGGCGAAGGAAUGAAGACUUUGUUUGCGAACCAGUCUAGCCGGCUGGGUGUCAGUCAAAGUUCACAAAUACGUCGGCUCCAUACCACGGGACGAAGUACGCCAAUCUCGAUACCGACGGCUGAAUGUAAGCGUAGUCUGUACAUCAAGCAGUUUCAAGCAUUCGAUAUCCUCAAGCAGAGGUCUAUCCCGGUGAAUGAGUCGGCUUCUAGCUUUGAUGGUUCUGUUUCUGUGUCCAUCACAGUCGACCGAACAGCUUUAUCGCCAUGCAUCGUUGCCUCGCCGACUUCAGACUUUAACCCAUCUUUGUCGAAGAUAUUUCCAUUUCCUUACACUCAACCCGAGUUUGAGAGCUCUAUCGUUGCUGCUGUUGCCUUACAUUUGCGCCUCCCAGACUCGUCUCACAAGCAGCUUGCAGGCAUUAUACCGGCACUUUGGGAAAUUUACAAGGAAAAGGAGGCCUUUACGCUGGAGACGCAGAUUGGCAUAUCCACUGCUGGUACUUUUGAGAUCUAUGAGGAGGUUGAAGCCGAACAGCAUGGAAUUGUUUACGUCAAGUUGGAAGGCGAAGGUAGCAUUGGCACACUUGUUAAUGGAGCCGGUCUUGCCAUGAACACGGUCGAUGCCCUCACUAUCUACGGCGGCCACUGCGCAAACCUCCUUGACACUGGUGGUAAAGCCACUUCGGAGACUGUCAAAACGUCAUUUCGCGUGAUUUGCUCUGACGCGCGCGUCAAGUCCAUUUUUAUUGCGGGGAGUGGCUUUCCAUUACAUGCAUUUGAUGGAUUCGAGGAGGCGGCAAAGAAGGUCAUCACCUUGGCCAAGGGUCAAUAG